Adineta ricciae is the source of this 1644-nucleotide messenger RNA. The record is from the annotation of a GenBank genome assembly. Lineage: Eukaryota; Metazoa; Rotifera; Eurotatoria; Adinetida; Adinetidae.
AUGGAUGACUUGAUAAUGGAAUAUGAUCUAUGUGAUUAUAGUGUGAUUGAUGCUUCCACAGGAGUGCAACAACUCAGUCUAAAAUCUGCAGAAACGAAAAUGGUCGAACUUGCUCUAUCUCAGAGUCCAUUAUCUUCACCAGGUGUGGGAGACAGUCCAAUUUCGGACACCGAAUCACCCGACAGUUUCGCUGUCAUUAGUCAUAGCAAUUCCCUCAAUUCAGAAUACAUAUUGAGUUGUCGAAAGCAGCAAAAUUCCAAUAUACAGAAUCUUAGAAAUAUCGAGAUUUUCGCUCAACCUCAAUCAACUCAACGGCCAUGUUAUGCAUCAGAUUUUAGUGAUAAACCUCCACGUUAUAUCCGUGGAGUACGCAAAGAACUCAACGGAAAGACCUACAAGCAUCCAGCUGUCAGAAUCCCCGACACUUAUUUCAAUUCCAAUCGAAUCUUCUACAUUCGUGUUACAUUAACAACAGUUGAACUGGAAGACGGACGGCGUUAUAUUCAUCCUAAUUCUUUAGAAAUAGUGAAUAGAGGAAGUCGAUCAGAGGUUCUGUCCUACUCGAAAGGCAUCCUAUAUCGAAUUACUGGAAACGAUGUAGACUCAAAUGAAAUUAUGAUAUUUGAUAAUCUUGUCGCAAUCAAAUGCAAACAAAGGCAGCUGGAAGACUACGGAGAUUUAAUUUCAUUUCAAACAGGUAAGAGGUGCCCAAAUACAGCGGCGAAAACUCCUAAGCAAAUGAUAGCUGAUUAUCAGCUGCAGAAGUCACAAUUAGCCUUCAGUGUGUUCGAACGCGUGGGUCAAGGCCAAUGGCAACAUAUAGAAACAAUAUUCUCAGACGUUAUGCAAGAAGAGAAAGAAGGUCAAAACAUGCGAACAAUUAGUGCUAAAUCGGUAUUUUAUGAUAAAUUCCGCAGUACAAAUAAGACAAGCGAUGUGAAUCAGUGGGAAUUUGUGCAAGGCACAGGAGAGAAUGGUUGGGGCACUGGUCAGAAACAGUACUAUACAGUAAAUGUGGACAAAAAUGCACGAUGCGAAAAUGGACGUGUAAUUAUAGAAGCACGAAAAGAGAACUACAAAGGAUGUGAAUAUACGUCUGCUCGAUUGAGAAGCAAACAAUCAUUUCGAUACGGUCGGUUUGAGAUCCGUGCUAAGUUACCUUCGAUAAAAGGAACAUGGUCUUCUUUUGUUCUCCGUCCUGCUGUACACACCUAUGGCCAUGCAAUGUGGCCAGAUAAUGGCGAAAUCAAUCUCAUGUCACAUCUUGGACGUGAUCCAACAACGAUUCGAUCAUCGGUUUACACCAAAUCUAACAAUCCAUUACAGAACAAUACUCCUUCCAAUACAGCUGAAGUACUUGAUGCAAAGACACACUUUAAAACUUACACACUAAUUUGGUCUCCCGAUGAGAUCGAAAUGUUUGUUCGAUUGAACGAUGGAGAUAAGGAUGAUCGUCGCAUUCUGAUAUGGGAAAAACUAGACAGAGACUGGCAGUUUUGGCCGUUCGAUCAAGAAUUUCAUCUGGAAAUCUUUCUCGCUGUUGGUGGAGAUGAUGCCGGUAAUGAGAUAGACGAUCAUCAAUUCCCUGAGCGUCUCGAAAUCGAAUAUGUUCGUUUCAAACCGAUGGGUGAGGGUGAAGAGUGA